GGUCUGCGCGUCUCGCUCUUUCGCUCCGUGUGUGUGUGUGCGCGCGCGCGUCCGCCCCGUCUUGCCGCGAAUUGCUGCAGUGCCGCUUUUCCAGGUGUGUGUGUGUGUGUGUAUGUGUGUAUGUGUGUGUGUGUGAGCGUGUGUGUGAGUGAAUGCGUGUGUGUGUGAGUGUGUGAACGUGUGUUGUAGCCCGGUGUGAUUCUCCUCCGACUUGUGCCGAGCCGCGGAACGGGAGUCUCAUGUCACAUGUGCCUCAUCGGAGGAGACGGAGCGUCUGCGAGCGGGAUUCUGUGGAGGAUGCUGCGGCAAGUGAUACACAGAGGGCUCAAGGCUUCGUUCUACUGGCUGGGCUUAUUCGUUAGCAGGCACCCCGUCUUCUUCCUCACCGUGCCCGCCGUGCUCACCAUCAUCUUCGGAUCUACCGUGCUGAGCCGCUUCAAGCCGGAGACGGACCUGGAGGUGCUGGUCGCCCCGACGCACAGCCUGGCCAAGAUCGAGCGGAGUCUCGCCAACAGCCUGUUCUCCAUCGACCAGUCCAAGCACAAGCUGUACUCGGAUCUGCACACGCCGGGCAGAUAUGGCAGGCUGAUCCUGCUGGCCAGGUCCGGGGGGAACAUCCUGGAGCUGGCCGACCAGGUCCUGCAGGUGCACAAGCAGGUGCUGGAUCUGCGCGUCAAUUACAAGGGGUUCAAUUACACCUUCGCGCACCUCUGCGUGCUGAGCCACCGGGACAAGCGCUGCCUGCUGGAUGAUAUCAUCACCAUCUUCGAGGACAUCAGGCAGGCGGUGCUCUCCAACAGCACCUUCCACAAGGUGCCCGUGAGCUACCCCAACACCACGCUAAAGGAUGGCCGGGUGUCCUUCAUCGGGCACCAGCUCGGCGGCGUGUCUCCGCCCAACAGCCGCGACCAGCAGGUCAAGUUCGCCCGCGCCGUCCAGAUCACCUACUACCUCCGUAACCACGGACCCGUGGUGCAGGACGCCAUCGCCGAGCGCUGGGAGAACGAGUUCUGCGCCCUGGUCAGCCGGCUGUCCACGGCCGAGGCGCCCCACGCCUCCGACCAGCUCCACAUCCAGUCGCUCACCUCCUUCAGCCUGUGGCGGGACUUCCACCAGACGGGCGUGCUGGCCAAGGGCGAGGUGCUGGUCAGCCUGGUGCUGGUGCUCCUGGCCGCCACCAUCUCCAGCUCCAUGCGGGACUGCCUGAGGGGGAAGCCCUUCCUGGGACUGCUGGGCGUGCUGACCAUCUGCAUCGCCAACGUGACGGCCGCCGGGAUCUUCUUCAUAUCGGACGGAAAAUUCAACUCCACGCUGCUGGGGAUCCCGUUCUUCGCUAUGGGCCAUGGAACCAAAGGAGUGUUCGAGCUGCUGGCAGGCUGGAGAAGAACGAGGGAAAACCUGCCGUUCAAGGAACGCGUGGCAGACGCCUUUGCAGAUGUGAUGGUGUGCUACACCAUGACCAGCUCGCUCUACAUCAUAACGUUUGGUAUGGGCGCCAGCCCCUUUACCAACAUCGAGUCGGUUAAGAUCUUCUGCCAGAGCAUGUGCGUAGCCAUCCUGGUCAACUACUUCUACGUUUUCUCCUUCUACGGCUCCUGUCUGGUGUUCGCCGGACAGCUGGAACAGAACCGCUACCACAGUGUUUUCUGCUGUAAAAUCCCCUCGGUGGAGUACCUGGACCGCCAGCCCACGUGGUUCAAAACCAUGAUGAGCGACGGACACGAUCUGUCCACGCACCACGACAGCGUCCCGUACCAGAAUCACUUCAUUCAGCACUUCCUGCGAGAGCACUACACAGAGUGGAUUACCAACACCUACGUCAAACCCUUCGUGGUCAUUCUGUAUCUGAUCUACGCAUCUUUCUCGUUCAUGGGAUGUUUACAAAUCAGUGACGGAUCGAACAUUGUGAACUUGCUGGCGAGUAACUCUCCCAGUGUUUCCUACGCCCUGACCCAGCAGAAGUACUUCAGUAACUACAGUCCUGUGAUCGGGUUUUAUAUUUACGAGCCCAUCGAAUACUGGAACUCCACGGUGCAGGAGCACCUGAAGACUCUGAGUCACGGCUUCAACAAAAUCUCCUGGAUGGACAAUUUUUUCCACUACCUGCGGGUGGUGAACGUGAGCGCCUCGACGAAGAGCGACUUCAUCAGCAUCCUGAAGGGUUCCUUCCUGCGGAGCCCGGAGUACCAGCACUUCACCGAGGACAUCAUCUUCUCCAAGAACCGUGAGACCGAUGAGUACGACAUCAUCGCGUCCAGGAUGUACUUGGUAGCACGGACCACGGAGAAGAAGCGCGAGGAGGUGGUGGAGCUUUUAGAAAAGCUCCGCCCCUUGAUGCUGAUCAACAGCAUCAAAUUCAUUGCCUUCAAUCCCACGUUUGUGUUCAUGGACCGCUACAGCUCCUCCGUCAUCUCGCCCAUCCUGACCUCAGGCUUCAGCGUACUCACCAUCCUCAUCCUCACCUUCUUCCUGGUCAUCAACCCCUUGGGGAACUUCUGGCUCAUCCUCACGGUGACGUCCGUGGAGCUGGGCGUCCUGGGUUUGAUGACCCUCUGGAAUGUCGGCAUGGACAGCAUCUCAAUCCUGUGCCUUAUUUAUACCCUCAACUUCGCCAUGGAUCACUGUGCACCACACCUGUACACUUUUGUGCUGGCCACUGAGCACACCAGGACGCAGUGCAUCAAGUUGGCACUGGAGGAGCACGGGGCGGCCAUCCUGCAGAACACGUCCUGCUUUGUGAUCGGCAUCAUGCCCCUGGUGUUUGUGCCUUCCAAUCUGACCUACACACUGUUCAAGUGCUCCCUCCUCACGGCGGGCUGCACCGUGCUGCACUGCUUCGUCAUCCUUCCCGUCUUCCUGACCUUCUUCCCGCCGUCCAAAAAGAGACACAAGAAAAAGAAGCGGGCCAAGCGGAAAGAGCGGGAGAGGGAGCGGGAGCGCGAACGUGAACGGGAACGGGAGAGGGAGGAGAUAGAGUGCAUCGAAGUCAGGGAGAAUCCCGAUCAUGUGACGAAUGUCUGAGU
This is a messenger RNA of Salarias fasciatus (jewelled blenny), 3023 nucleotides long. RefSeq names its product patched domain containing 4 (gene ptchd4). The record is from RefSeq and is a predicted model, not a curated record. NCBI's taxonomy places the organism in Eukaryota, Metazoa, Chordata, Actinopteri, Blenniiformes, Blenniidae. Gene Ontology annotation, cellular component: membrane. The transcript has 3 exons. The coding region runs from base 247 to 3021 and encodes 924 amino acids.